Molecule: messenger RNA, 1752 nt
Organism: Periconia digitata
Lineage: Eukaryota; Fungi; Ascomycota; Dothideomycetes; Pleosporales; Periconiaceae
Source: the annotation of a GenBank genome assembly
GUAUCGAUAACUACAUGUACCCCCACAUGUGGGCACGUGCUAGCGUGCGUCACUAGCCGCAUGUACGGCGGACAAAUAGUGCCACAGACGAAGCUGCAACGUCAACGUCAACCUUCAACACGGUAUCGAACCAAACCUUCCAUAGUCACCGAAACAGCAAGCGAUUAUAGAAAAAGUCUGCUCGGCUGUAUAACACAACACAUCCCACGCUAGUAAUCCGCCCUUAUGGCUACCCGUGGGCAAUUUAAUACCAAGAGCCCCACCGUAAAGCGCAUUCAAGCUACAGAACUUGCUUCCCAACCGUCCGCCGACUACUAUGCCGAACCUCUAGAUUCCAACCUCUUCGAGUGGCACUUCACCCUACGAGGCCCUCCGGCCCCAUCGCCUUACGCUGAAGGCAUCUACCACGGACGCAUCAUACUCCCAUCACAAUACCCGCUUCGUCCGCCGUCGUUCCGGUUCCUGACCCCGACCGGCCGUUUUGAGGUCAAUCGUGAGAUAUGCUUAUCGAUAAGUGACCACCAUGAAGAGUCAUGGCAGCCCGCUUGGGGAAUUCGAACUGCGCUCGUCGCGAUGAGGAGCUUCAUGGUCACAGACGCGGGUGGGCAGCUAGGAGGUCUGGAGUGCGGAAAGGAAGUCAGGGAGCGAAUGGCAAAGGAAGGAGCUGGAUGGAAAUGCAGCGUCUGCGCCAAAACAAAUGCAGAGAUACUCAAGGAGCGAGAAGACUUGGUUAAGGAAUCUGAAGGGGAACAGCAAGAGGAGACUGUUCCGGAAGAGCUGAGGCUGGCAUACCGGAGCGAUCUGGGAGUAAAGAAAGAUGAGGUGAAGCCGGACAAAGGAAAAGGCAAGGCCGUAGAUGCAUCAUCGACGGCACAAGCUCCUGUAGCUACGCCAGAGCUGGGGGCUGUCGCCGCAUCCUCAGCAGGAACUGCGCCAGUGACCCGUCCUGUGCCUACGAGAACAAGCCCCGCACCAAUUGUGCAUCAGCUACCCCGACAAAUCCCUGAUCGAUCGUUGGCAUGGAUUGAUACAUGCAUAUACGGCGUUGUUGCAGCACUGCUUGUCAUGGUUUUACGGAAGCUAUAUCUGUAAAAAUCGGCGGCACCCUUUUGACUUUAUGAGAUAUGAUGGUUUAAACACUGGCGUUAGAUACAGGUAGAUGGCGUUACUAUUUGGAGAGGACUUGGGUGAGACCCCCCUCCGCCUCUCGAGGAUUUCGAUAGAUAAACAGCGUAUUUCCAUGGAAAUUUCCCAGAUUGAGUUUAAGAGUUUUCUGACGGCGAAUUUUUUUUCUGAACAAAGCCAUGUCCGUGCUCGACAGUCAAGUGAUGGACGAGACGAAGCACGAUUCGAGCGACGGUAGCAGAAUUUGACAUAGGCUUUGCCAGUUGCAUAGUAACAAUCGAUACUCGGGAAGGGCCAAUCGAGAAGCGAGCUGGGAAGCGACUCGACGGGAAGAUGCUGGUUGAUUGCCCAGCAACAAAGACAAGCAUCGCCAUAAAUCCAGGCGCCUUUAGCAUUACCGGAUUGCACAAAGGUAGCUUUGUGCCUCUGGUCCUAGCUCGACUAAGUCGAUUGUCGGUGUACGGUUUCCACUUUCGCCUGUGCGCCCUCUGUGCGUUGUUGACUCGAAAUCUUUCGCCAAACAAACGACCGACCUACAAAUAUUCACCAGAUGCUCCCGUUUAUUCACCAGAGACGCGGACUCCUCCCGUCCAAUCCGCAUCUGUUCCUUUCACUGCGCUCGCCUUG